UGAAUAAAAAUAGAAAAAAACUGUACUUUGCUCAAAAUAAAAAGAUAAAUAAAUAUGUUGAAAUCGCACAUACACCAAGUAUCAAACUCCAUUAGCCUACCUCCCCUCAGCACACCUUUCAUCACCGAUCAACAUUCCUCCUCCACCGUCAUCUCCCGUAAGGUGUUGGUAAAGAAACGCCGCGGUGGAAGUAUUCGAAACAUGAGUACUAGUACUACCACAAAGGCGACCAUGAUCUCGACCUCUUCUGUUGACAAGUUCACAAUGGUGAAAGGUGUCAUUAGUGUUCAACCAACCAUUAGCGGUGUACUUACUAGUGUGACUGUGGGUCUUAUAGGAACUGUAGCAGAUCGUGUUUCUGAUCUUUUUGGAAAGUCUUUUUUGUUGGAGCUCGUUUCUACUGAUCUUGAUUCAUCAGGGAAAGAGAAGGAGACCAUUAAGGCGUAUGCAAGACCGUUAAACAAUGGGAGUAAGCUGCACAAAUACCAGUGUGAGUUUAAGGUUCCUUAUGACUUUGGAGAUAUAGGUGCAGUGUUAGUUGAGAAUCAACAUCGUCAAGAGGCAUACAUCAAAGAUAUUGUUCUUGAUGAUGGGAGCAUGAUCUUUCCUUGUGAAUCUUGGGUUCACUCUAAGUAUGAAAAUCCUGAUAAACGAAUCUUCUUCACUGACAAGUCAUAUCUACCGUUGGAGACACCGGUGGGUCUGAAGUCUUUACGGGAGAAAGAUCUCGAAACCCUUCGUGGCAAUGGAGAAGGAGAACGAAAAACAUUUGAAAGGAUUUAUGAUUACGAUACGUAUAAUGAUAUCGGCGAUCCGGAUGCUAAUUCCGAUCUUUCUCGGCCGGUUCUCGGUGGCGAUCAGCAUCCGUACCCUAGGCGUUGCCGAACCGGUCGCCCAAUGACCUCCACAGAACCUUGGUCGGAGUCAAGGACGACGCUUCCUUUUUAUGUGCCGAGAGAUGAAGAUUUUUCGGAGAUAAAAGAGGUAACAUUUGGUGCGACGACAUUGUUUUCAGUAUUGGAUGGAGUUAUACCGAUGUUAGAGUCAAUAUUGACAGACUCGGGCUUGGGUUUUUCAUCAUUCAUGGAUAUUGGAUCGCUUUAUACUGAACGUGUUAAUAUGAUUCCAUCUAAUAAUGGACUUCUAAGUGCGGUACCAAGACUUAUCCAAACAAUCGUUAAUAGUACAAAAAGUUAUCUACAAUUCGAAACUCCUCGAAUGAAAGAGAGGGAUUCCUUUUCGUGGUUUCGGGAUGAGGAAUUUUGUCGACAAACACUUGCUGGUCUCAAUCCAUAUAGCAUACAAUUGGUCACGGAAUGGCCAUUGACUAGCAAACUAGACCCUGAAGUUUAUGGACCAGCUGAGUCAGCAAUUACCAAAGAGAUUGUAGAGCAAGAAAUAAAAGGUUUCAUGACUCUGGAGGAGGCAUUGGAACAAAAGAAACUAUUCUUGCUGGAUUACCAUGAUCUCCUCUUACCAUAUGUGAACAAAGUAAGAGAGCUUGAAGGGACAACUCUCUAUGGUUCAAGAACCUUAAUGUUUCUCACAUCAACCGGAACAUUGAGACCGCUAGCCAUUGAAUUAACUCGGCCACCAAACAAUGGGAAACCGCAAUGGAAGCAUGUGUACACACCCUCUAGGGAUGCUACAGAUGCGUGGCUCUGGAAGCUAGCCAAGGCGCAUGUUCUUGCUCAUGAUUCCGGUUAUCACCAACUUGUUAGCCAUUGGUUAAGAACUCAUGGUGCUACUGAGCCUUACAUAAUUGCUACUAACCGCCACCUUAGCAAAAUACACCCCAUACAUAGACUAUUAUGUCCUCAUCUCAGAUACACAAUGCAAAUUAACAGCCUCGCUCGACUCGCACUCAUUAAUGCUAGUGGCACAAUCAACACAUCUUUCUCUCCCAAAAAAUACUCUAUGCAACUUUCCUCUGAUGCAUAUGCUCGAGAUUGGCGUUUUGAUCAUGAGGCACUUCCAGCUGAUCUUGUUAGCAGGGGAAUGGCUGUGGAAGAUGAAAGUGCACCACAUGGCAUAAAACUAACAAUUGAGGACUAUCCGUUCGCCAACGAUGGUCUACUUCUUUGGGAUGCCAUUACGCGAUGGGCUACUACAUACGUCAACCACUACUACCCACAACCAAACCUUGUAGAAUCCGAUACAGAACUUCAAGCAUGGUGGACCGAAAUCCGGACAGUUGGACAUGGAGACAAAAAAGACGAACCAUGGUGGCCACAACUCAAAACACGACAAGAUCUUAUCAAAGUCGUCACAACAAUCAUGUGGGUGUGUUCCGGCCACCAUUCAGCCGUCAACUUUGGUCAAUAUGAUUUCGCCGGUUAUUUCCCCAACAGACCUACCAUUGCAAGAACUAAAAUGCCUAAUGAAGAUCCAACAGUUGAAGAAUGGGAAGCUUUCAUAAGCAAGCCUGAGGAUGUGUUGUUGGAUUCUUUCCCUACUCAAAUUCAAGCUACUAGAGUAAUGUCGAUUUUAGCUGUUUUAUCAACGCAUUCACCGGAUGAGGAGUACAUUGGUACUAACAUAGAGCCUGCAUGGGCUGCUGAGCCGGUUAUCAAGGCUGCAUUCGAAGAGUUCAGUGGUGAGAUGAAGGCGAUUGAAACUAUCAUAGACUCAAGGAACCGUGAUACUAACUUAAGGAACCGAAGAGGGGCAGGGUUGGUGCCAUAUGAACUUCUCAAACCGUUUUCUGAACCUGGGGUGACUGGAAAGGGUGUUCCAUACAGCAUAUCUAUCUAAUUAUCCUCAAGUUUCAAAUAAACAUGAUAGUGGUUUGUUACUUCAUACACAUUUGUAUACUAGUGAUUUUAAAGUUUGACGCGUGCUAAUAAGGUUAAAACUAUGUAAUAAGCGGUUAUGUAACAAUAAACAAAGUUUAAUUCAUUAUUCUUGUUGAUUUUCAUUGGUAACCUUAAUAGGAUAUCCAUCUCUUAUUUAAAGAGAAA
Molecule: messenger RNA, 2960 nt
Organism: Helianthus annuus (common sunflower)
Lineage: Eukaryota; Viridiplantae; Streptophyta; Magnoliopsida; Asterales; Asteraceae
Product: lipoxygenase 2, chloroplastic
Exons: 9
Coding region: 55-2754 (899 amino acids)
Biological process (GO): lipid oxidation
Molecular function (GO): protein binding; oxidoreductase activity, acting on single donors with incorporation of molecular oxygen, incorporation of two atoms of oxygen; metal ion binding
Source: RefSeq, a predicted model, not a curated record